This is a messenger RNA of Fraxinus pennsylvanica, 618 nucleotides long. The record is from the annotation of a GenBank genome assembly. Lineage: Eukaryota; Viridiplantae; Streptophyta; Magnoliopsida; Lamiales; Oleaceae.
AUGGCGGGCAGCGGAGCAUCGAAAUCUUCAAAUCCACCCAGAGGGAGGAAGAGAGUGGAGGCCGACUCUUCUUCUUCUGCUGCUUCCACUACUCUCAAACGCGCUAAAGAUGGAAGUGCUUUUGCCAAAUGUGAAGAGUGCAACAAAGAUGUACCGGUGGCGUUAAUUAGCUUCCACAACUGUAGCCUUGACGCUAAAAUUAAGAUGAAUUUAGGGGCUCAGGAUGUAGAAAUGUCUAGUGAGGUCAAGAAAAACACAGCAGAAAAAAAGAGGGCAAAAUCAACAGAUCCUAAAUCAAAGAAGGAAAAGAAAGCCAAAGAUCCAAAUGCACCAAAACGCCCUCCGACUGCUUUCUUCCUUUUCUUGGAUGACUUUCGGAAAGAGUUCAAGGAGGCUAAUCCUGAUUGCAAGAGUGUAAAAGAGGUUGCCAAGGAGGGUGGUGAAAAAUGGAAAUCCAUGACUACUGAAGAGAAAAAGCUCUAUCAGGAUAGAGCAGCAGAGCUUAAAGCAGAAUAUGUCAAGGCCUUGAAGCCAAAUGAAGAAGAAAAUGAAAAAGACGAAGAGGACUCUAUGGAGAAGGAAACUAAGGUGGAGGUAGAAGUUGACGAUGAUGAAUAG